Dacryopinax primogenitus is the source of this 1086-nucleotide messenger RNA. RefSeq names its product DUF572-domain-containing protein. The transcript has a single exon. Bases 76 to 1023 code for a protein of 315 amino acids. Gene Ontology annotation, biological process: mRNA splicing, via spliceosome. NCBI's taxonomy places the organism in Eukaryota, Fungi, Basidiomycota, Dacrymycetes, Dacrymycetales, Dacrymycetaceae. Gene Ontology annotation, cellular component: U2-type catalytic step 1 spliceosome. The record is from RefSeq and is a predicted model, not a curated record.
GACGACCUCUUCGCUGAGGAAUCAUCGACAACACUCUUUAAUACCUCUUCGACAUCGACGUAACAUUAAUACAAGAUGUCUGAGCGUAAAGUACUCAACAAGUACUACCCCCCAGACUUCGACCCGGCGAAGAUCCCCCGGCGAAAAGGUGGACGGCCAACACAGCAGGUCGUGCGUCUCAUGACGCCCUUCUCGAUGCGCUGCAACACGUGUGGGGAGUAUAUCUACAAGGGGAAGAAGUUCAACGCACGGAAGGAGACUGUUGAAGGGGAAGACUAUUAUGGGAUCAAGAUCUUCCGGUUUUAUAUCAAGUGCACGCUGUGCAGUGCGGAGAUUACGUUCAAGACUGAUCCCAAGAACACGGAUUAUACGGCGGAACAUGGGGCGAGCAGAAACUUCGAGCCCUGGAGAGAGGAGAAGGCGAUCGAAGAGGAGGAUAGGCUGGCGAAGCUCGAGGAGGAGGAGAACAACCCUAUGAAGGCUCUUGAGAACCGGACGCUCGACUCGAAGCGCGAGAUGGAUAUCCUCGAUGCGCUCGGUGAUAUUCGCGCACGGAACGCGAGGAACGAGAGGGUCAGUGCGAGGGAGGUGGAGGAUAUCCUUGAGCGGGCAAUAGAGGAGAGGGUGGAUGUAGAGGAUCUGAAGCGCAAGCGGGAUGAGGAGGAAGAUGAGGAACUCGUUCGGCAGGUGUUUGCCAAGGUGCCUGCUCCUCCGCCUGGCUUGCCCAUCGCUGGUCCAUCUACCUCGACACCGGAAGGCUCCAGCAGCGCAUCCAGCUCAAAUGAACCAGCGACACCAUCAACCAUCACCGUCAAGCGGAAAGCGGACGGCGCGCAGCCCGACCUCAAAGACCUCCUGUCCGAAUCCACACGGGCGACACUCUCGAAAGCGGAGGUUGUGAUGCCGCCUCCCGCGAAGAAGCGAAAAGAUAUGGCAGCGAGCCUUGGGAUCAAGGUUGGUCCAAAGAACAAGGCUGGUGCGCUGGGUAUCAAGGUUGCGCCGAAGGCAAAGGCGUUAGUAUGAGGCUUUGCUUGACCAGUUUCUCUUUUGUAUUGCACACAUUGUACACUAUGUACACAAUCAUAC